ACGUGGCCGUCUCGGGGCUGCUGCUGCUGCCGCUGCUGCUGCUGCGGGGGUCGGGCGGCGGCCAGGGGAUUUGGGCAGGCACCGCGGGUCCCCGGGAAGGGGACGAGUUGACAGAUGUGCGUGAGGAGGUCUGUGGUCGGCCUCACCUUUUGUACCUGCUAUCUGGCUUCUUACCUCACGAACAAGUAUGUGCUGUCUGUCUUGAAAUUUACCUACCCUACAUUAUUCCAAGGGUGGCAGACGCUCAUUGGUGGACUUUUGCUUCAUGUGUCCUGGAAACUGGGCUGGGUAGAGAUCAACAGCAGUUCAAGAUCUCAUGUUCUGGCGUGGCUUCCUGCUUCAGUGCUGUUUGUGGGUAUAAUCUAUGCUGGGUCCAGAGCCUUGUCCAGACUGGCCAUUCCUGUGUUUCUCACUUUGCAUAAUGUAGCUGAAGUUAUCAUCUGUGGGUACCAGAAGUGUUUUCGGAAAGAGAAAACAUCUCCUGCAAAGAUCUGUAGUACUCUCUUCCUCCUGGCCGCAGCAGGAUGCCUUCCCUUCAAUGACUCCCAGUUUGAUCCAGAUGGAUAUUUUUGGGCUAUAAUUCACUUAUUCUGUGUAGGGGCUUAUAAAAUUCUACAGAAGUCCCAGAAACCCAGUGCAUUAAGUGACAUUGACCAGCAAUACUUAAACUAUAUAUUCAGUGUGGUGCUCCUGGCAUUUGCGUCUCAUCCCACAGGUGAUCUCUUCAGCGUCCUGGACUUCCCGUUCCUGUACUUCUACAGAUUCCAUGGCAGCUGCUGUGCCAGUGGAUUUUUGGGAUUCUUUCUCAUGUUCAGUACAGUGAAGCUAAAAAACCUUCUGGCCCCAGGGCAGUGUGCAGCCUGGAUUUUCUUUGCUAAGAUAAUCACAGCUGGCUUAUCAAUAUUGCUGUUUGAUGCGAUCCUGACCAGUGCAGCCACGGGAUGGAAUGAUGGGGAUUACAAGAUUUGCAAACAGUUCAGUCAAGCUCUGACUUAAAUAGUUGUAAUGCUAUUAAGAUUCCUGGACCCAUGUCAGCCUUUCCUGCUGUUUAGAAAACAACAUCAAAGCUCACCUCCCUGGCUCUCCUAACAGUAAACUGAACCAAGGUUUGUUUUCAUUUAUAGUAUUUACUAAGCUGCUUUGGUGUUUCAUAAAGUAGUUCAGGCAAAGGGACAGAAUGCAAUGUUAUUAUACUCCAGCAUUGUUCUAAGGCUAUAGGAGUAAAAAUGGCAAGGGGCCAGCUGCUACCCUGGCUUUCUCCCUGGUGAUUAAGGAGGAUUAGUGGAAAGUGUAUAAAAUGUCCGAGCCCCUGGUUACAUUUGCAGAAAUAAAACUCUCCCAAACCCAAAGCUCCGUGCAGCCCUUGCAUCCGGUCGCGGUGACUCUGCAUUGCCCGGGAACUUGGCAGGGUGGCAUACAUGCUCUUGAAGGGCUACAAGGGGAACGGCAAUCACUUAAAAGGAAAAGCCAGGUCUUUGGAGGUGAGCCUGUGUGCAAAAAGAACGCCUCCCCUUCACAGUCAUGUCUUUUCCAAAGAGGAUAGGUGAUGGAACCCCUCAGCAUCUGGGGUCCUGAGCUGGACAAUGGACAAGCAGCCUCCCAGCUUCACAAAGGGGCCUCAUUCCCAAAUAGGGUCGUUGGGAACUUGGGUCACAAUUUCUCACAGAGACAGUGCUGACAAUGAUGAUUACAGAUCUGGGGAGGUCCACAGAUAGUAAUUUGGUUUAUAACAUGGACAUUCGUUCCAGCUACAUUCUUGUAGUUAAAUAGGAUCGAUCAACUUAGUUUCACUGUUAUAGUUUUAUUUCUGUAGGAAAGAGGAAAGUACAUCCCAACUUGGAGUAAGGUACUAGGCAUCGAUCUCCCUCGGCUCCCUCUCCUCCAUCCCCAUUGUGAACCAAGUGGGGGACAUCCUGUAAGCUCCCCAACCUGACUGACCAGUGUCUCCUGAUGCCUUCCCCCAGAGGCCUUUAAUCACCAGAGAGAGGAGAUCACAGUGUUUGGGGGAUUCUCCCGGUCUCUAAGCUGAGGAAGGAGUACAUUUGUUCUCUCUUGCUCUGGAGAGCAGCUUUGGCCUCGCGGGCGAGGUUGUAAGAAAUUACUGCUGUAGAGUUAGUGUGAUGAAGGGCUGCCUGGGUCAGCGGGGGGAAGGAACAUGUCUCAGUCAGUCCCCGCCAACCCCAGUGGCUUCCACAAGUGAGAUGCCCAUGGAGACCCAUGUGAAUCCAGUGACCAGAGCCACUCAUCCAUGGGGCAGGCUUGCCUUGCUCAACAGGACGUGCCCCUCACUAGACAUCUUCAGGCAGAAGUUGGGUGGCCCACCGGGAGGACCACUGAGGAGGGGAUUGCUACUCUCAGAGGGCAGUCGGCUGGAAAAUAAUAAUAAUCCUGUUUUAGUGAUUGUCCAUCAUAGGCUAAACACAGGGGUGGGUUGCUGCUGAUAUAUUAUUUCUAAGCCUCAUAGAGGCUGUUAGAUGCGAUCAUCUCCUGUGGUACAGAUGGAGAGACUAAGGCUGAAAACGUACGCAAGAUCACCUGACUAACAAAUGCCUGUGCCAGAGCUUGAAUUGGCCUGAUUCUAAAACAUAUUGUUUUUAUAUUCUCACUCAUAGUCAAUUCAUUCCUAUGCUAAAGUGGAAAAUGGUGUGAGUUACCUGUAUGUCAGGGUCACCCACCAAAGGAACAUUUUUCACAGGGUAUAUAGCGUGAACAGCCUAUGUGUGUGUCAUACACUCAGCACCCCAAACAUUCAAGAUACAAAGACGCCAUGGCCUGGGUGUGUGUUGCAAGUGAGCGUAUGAAGGACUGGGGUGUUGGAUAGGCAGAUGAGAGAGGAAGGGAAGGAAAGGGUCUGACCAAAAGGGCUGUUGGCACCUCUGAAAAAGGGGCUCUCCCCAUCACAGACCUACCGCCAUAGUCCCUUGGUGAUGGCCCAGCACAGGCCCCAGAAAACUAACGGGAUUCAGAUAGUCACCAGACUGUCUACGGUGAGGUUCAAAAUAGAAAGUGGAGAGGACUUUGGCUGUAUUACAUUUGAGGCAUGUUAAAAUAUUCAGCUCUUCUUCCCUCACUCUCUCCAGUUCUCCCACUGCUUUUUCAUUUUCAGAUCACUGGCCAUGUUUCUUUCUGUGCUGGUGGGAAAAUUAUGAUUCCCCACUUGUAUUUUCACCUUUAAAUGUUCUGUAGUUUAAAUGAAAUGAAAACUGAGAUUGUCACCUUAAUUUUAAGAGUAUGGAUACCUGUGUGAUUUCCUGUCCAUCAGCCCAAUUUGCCAACAGCACCAGAGACCUCUAUGGGAUCGCUCCUGCCAGAAGUCUGUGUUUCUGCCAGAGGGCACUAACCCAGUGCAUCACCCUCACCUGGUCAGGAUGUGUGGGACACUUCACCUCCUUCCCCAAGGGAAGGUAUCGAGCCCGCCUGCCAGCCUUCUCACCUCCCAUGUGUACCCGAGGUCUGCCCCGAGGGAUAGGAGCGAUCCUGCGCUUGAUCUGGAAGCAUGGCAGUUCGAGCUGGUGAUGAGUCACAGUUGCAGAAUGAGGGGAAGCACCCCUUGCCCUGUGUAUGUGGGCGCCAGGCAGCUCAGGGGUCCCAGGGGAGUGGAGAGCUGACCUUCU
Pongo pygmaeus (Bornean orangutan) is the source of this 3614-nucleotide messenger RNA. It is a transcript of the gene SLC35D4, whose product is annotated as solute carrier family 35 member D4. Bases 115 to 996 code for a protein of 293 amino acids. The transcript has 15 exons. The record is from RefSeq and is a predicted model, not a curated record. Lineage: Eukaryota; Metazoa; Chordata; Mammalia; Primates; Hominidae.